UGAGAGACUGCAAUCUGAACUGGCGAAACAGAAAGAUCUUGAGAUAAAGAUUCAAAUAAAAGCAAGCAAAAGGAUUAUAAUAUGGAGAUAUACCUCUCUCAUAAAACUGGAAGGAUGUUGAAAGAAAACAUAUUUCAGAGAAAGUGGAACAUGAGGCAAUGGCAGAACAAACACGUGACAUAACCCAAAGAUUCACAGCCAAACUCCAGGCUGAGAUCGUUACAGGGUGGAGAAGCGCACAGCUCUACGCAGUGGAUGUGACUCUGGAUCCCAGCACAGCAAAUCCCUACCUCGUCCUGGCUGAGGAUCGGAAACGUGUGACACACCGAGACGAGCGCCAGGAUCUGCCUGACAAUCCGGAGAGAUUUGAUACUAUGGCGGUUGUCCUGGGCACUGAGGGAUUCCCGGGCGGGAGACAUUACUGGGAGGUGGAGGUUGGAGAAAAGAAUCUCUGGACUCUGGGGGUCUGUAGGGAAGCUGUGCGCAGGAAGGGGCAUAUUGUAUAUCUAUCGGAGAAUGGAUACUGGACAAUAUGGCAGCGUGCUGGGCAAUGCGAGGCCAAUACCUCCCCCACAACCAUCCUGCCCGUGAGGGGCAGGCUCAGACGGGUGGGGAUUUUCCUGGACUAUGAGGCGGGCAAGGUCUCCUUUUACAAUGUGGCUGACAAGUCCCAUCUCUUCACUUUCACUGACACCUUCUCUGGGGUUCUCCGCCCUUAUUUCAACCCUGAAAACAAUGAAGGGGGCACAAAUAAGCUUCCCCUGAUAAUCUGCCCAGUCCCAGCUCAAGCUGGAGGGAGUCUCUGUCCUGCACAGUGACACCCGCAGCAGAGACUGUCCCCUCCCAGCACUGACCAGCCCCCAGGCCUGUUCCCCUGGGGGGGAAGGGCAUUACCUGCCUUUCUCCUGCCAUCCCCUCCCCUCUCAGUUCCCAGCAUCAGGAAUAUUGGCAACCAAGCAGCCCUAGAUGGGGGAGCUGGCUGCAGGGGCAGAGGGGUGUGUGGGUGCUGUGCCCAAGGGUGGGAAGGAGGCUGCAGCAACAGGGAGGGAAAAGCCCAGAUCACAAGGUGUGUGGGGUGGGGGAGAUGAGAGAGGUCUAUAAAAUCAUGACUGGUGUAGAGAAAGUAGAUACAGAAGUGGUGUUUACUACUUCUUCUAACACAAGAACUAGGGGUCACCAAAUCAAAUGAAGAGGCAGCAGGUUUAAAACAAACCAAAGGCAGUAUUUCUUCAUACAACGCACAGUCAACCUGUGGAACUCCUCGCCACAGGAUGUUGUGAAG
Molecule: messenger RNA, 1282 nt
Organism: Mauremys mutica (yellowpond turtle)
Lineage: Eukaryota; Metazoa; Chordata; Testudines; Geoemydidae
Product: erythroid membrane-associated protein-like
Exons: 9
Coding region: 159-818 (219 amino acids)
Molecular function (GO): protein binding
Source: RefSeq, a predicted model, not a curated record